Molecule: messenger RNA, 1182 nt
Organism: Dictyostelium purpureum
Lineage: Eukaryota; Evosea; Eumycetozoa; Dictyosteliales; Dictyosteliaceae
Exons: 7
Coding region: 1-1182 (393 amino acids)
Source: RefSeq, a predicted model, not a curated record
AUGUUUAAAAUUAAUAUCCGUCCAAAGAGCUUUUUUGAAGGAGUAAAUCCAUCCCUAGAGAACAGCAGGAAUUUAUAUAAUAAAAUUAGGUAUGAGGAAUUAUCAAGCUCUAUUAUGGAUCCAAUAGUAGUAAAAAGAAUUAAUGAAAUUGUUGAUGGUGUCUUUCAAGAUAUUUCGCUCAAUGAGUAUUUUGAACACAAAGAGGAGCAAUGGGAGGGGAAGAAUUUUAAUGAAGAUUUCGUUGAUGAGUUAGAUGUUGUUAAGCCAUCAUUGGUAAAGUCAGUUCAAUCUAGAAUUAACUAUAUUCCAAAAAUUUUAAAAUUGGUUGAUGAAAUGGAUAGAGAGGGGCUUCUUUGGUUUAGAAAAGAAUUUAUUAUUGCCACAGAAAAAGCAAAUAGAUAUGAAUCAAUAAUUACACAAAAUCAAAAUAAUAAUAAUAUUAAUAACAAUAAUAAUAAUGAUCCUUAUUUAUUUAUAAAUCAAUCAAGUCCGGUUAUUGAAAAAUCACCGAAGAUUAAAUCAAAUUUUCCCUUGAAGCAGAUUGCAUUAUCAAGAUUAAAUAAAAAUUUUACAAACUUUAUAAAGAAAGCAGAACCAGAUAAAUAUUCAGCUUUAUUAAAAUUCCAAAGAAAUGGUUUAGUAUCUGAUUUGAGAGAACAAGUUGAUAUUUAUAUGGGCGAUGCUGAUUUUAAAAAGCCAUUUAAAUGGGCAAUAAUGGGUAUUUCACCUAAAUCUACCGAAAACCAUUUAGCCAAUUGCGGUUUCAACGAUAUCUCUACUAAAGAGAAGUAUUCAUCAAAGUUGUGUCAUAGAUGUGUAAAGAAUAGCCACGAAAUAGUUCACAGUAUUUUAGAUGAUCCUUUCAUUUGUGUAGACAAAAUCAAACCAAUCAAACCCGGGCAAUUUCUUACCAAGUAUAAAGGUUCUUAUUCAGUCCUCCAUUGUUUAUUAGAAAAAAAAUUCCCAUGCCAUAAGUUGUAUUGCUUCACUUAUGAUCAUCAUAGAGAAAUUUAUGAUAGAAAUGAUGUAUCUAGUGAAAGGGGGGAGAGUAGCAGCAGCAGAGGCAAUAGUAGAAGCAGCAGUAGAAGAAGUAAAAGCAGCAGUAGAAGCAGCAGUAGUAGCAGGGACAGUAGCUCUGAAGAUAGUGAAGGUGAAGAAAUUAAUUACCACUUCCAAGAUUGA